Molecule: messenger RNA, 471 nt
Organism: Ectocarpus sp. CCAP 1310/34
Lineage: Eukaryota; Phaeophyceae; Ectocarpales; Ectocarpaceae
Source: the annotation of a GenBank genome assembly
AUGGCCAACGGCCGAAGCCAGACCUCAGCAACCAAGCAGACGACGGCACCGUCGAGCGGCAGGGGCUCCCGGACAGGGCCGGUGGAUCGCCCUACCGCGUCUUCCUCGCAAGAGCGGCCGUCUGUCGGCGCGGGAACGAGGCGCUCCGCCAGGAAGCGUCUCUCCGUCGAGAGAAACGGCGCCGCCAAGCCCCGCUCCAGCAGCAUCGGGAGCGUCGGCAGGCGCACCAUCCUCGGGGGCAGGAGAGCCGAGGAGGACCGGGAAGAGGAGGAGGAGGAGGAGGAUGCCCUCCGGGGGAUCGGCGACUUGGAUGCCGUUGCCCCGAGCCAGGAGGAGAUCAGGGUCAUGAUCGACAGGAUCAGGCGGGAGUCUGCGGUGGAGGAGGUGGUAGGCGCCGGGGGUCGCACGGUGAACAGCAAAGGGCAGCGGUUCGAACAUGAGGUAGGCCGCGGCAGCAGGGACAAUCCGUAA